This is a messenger RNA of Artibeus jamaicensis (Jamaican fruit-eating bat), 4365 nucleotides long. RefSeq names its product patatin like phospholipase domain containing 6 (gene PNPLA6). The coding region runs from base 152 to 4234 and encodes 1360 amino acids. Lineage: Eukaryota; Metazoa; Chordata; Mammalia; Chiroptera; Phyllostomidae. Gene Ontology annotation, cellular component: endoplasmic reticulum. Gene Ontology annotation, biological process: phosphatidylcholine metabolic process. The transcript has 32 exons. Gene Ontology annotation, molecular function: phosphatidylcholine lysophospholipase A1 activity. The record is from RefSeq and is a predicted model, not a curated record.
ACGUGCUCAGCGCGUUUCAUCGCAGUCCCGCGAGAACUGGGUUGCGUCUAUUCAGGCGGAACUACAUUUCCCAACGUGCACCGCGAGGUCGCUGGGAGGUGUUGCGCGCCCCUCCCGCCCGGGCUCGGAGAAACGCUGGUCCACUCUGCAGAUGGGGGCACAGGGGCCAGGGCCGGCUGAGAACGUCUCGGGGGUGGACGUGGAGAAAUGGAAUGGGGUCGGGGAGGGCUCGGCGGGACGGGUAUGCGAUGCGCAGCCAGUGCCGUUCGUCCCGCAGGUGCUGGGCGUAAUGAUCGGGACCGGAGUCGCGGUGUUGGUUACCGCCGUGCUCAUCGUCCUGCUAGUGCGGAGACUUCGAGUGCCGAAAACUCCAGCCCCAGAUGGCCCGCGGUAUCGAUUCCGGAAGAGGGACAAAGUGCUUUUCUAUGGCCGGAAGAUUAUGCGGAAGGUGUCACAGUCCACUUCCUCUUUGGUGGACGCCUCUGUCUCCACUACUUCCCGACCACGCAUGAAGAAGAAACUCAAGAUGCUGAACAUUGCCAAGAAGAUCCUACGCAUCCAGAAAGAGACACCAACGCUGCAACGGAAGGAGCCCCCGCCUGCGGUGCUCGAGGCUGACCUGACAGAGGGUGACCUGGCCAACUCCCACUUGCCCUCCGAGGUGCUCUACAUGCUCAAGAAUGUCCGGGUGCUGGGCCACUUCGAGAAGCCGCUCUUCCUGGAGCUCUGCCGGCACAUGAUCUUCCAGCGGCUCAGCCAGGGCGACUACGUCUUCCGGCCCGGCCAGCCAGAUGCCAGCAUAUACGUGGUGCAAGAUGGGCUGCUGGAACUCUGCCUGCCAGGGCCUGACGGGAAGGAGUGUGUGGUGAAGGAAGUGGUCCCUGGGGACAGCGUCAACAGUCUUCUGAGCAUCCUGGAUGUCAUCACUGGUCACCAGCACCCCCAGCGCACCGUGUCCGCCCGUGCAGCCCGAGACUCCACCGUGCUGCGACUGCCAGUAGAAGCAUUCUCCGCCGUUUUCACCAAGUACCCUGAGAGCUUGGUGCGGGUGGUGCAGAUCAUCAUGGUGCGGCUGCAGCGGGUCACCUUCCUGGCCCUCCACAACUACCUGGGUCUCACCAAUGAGCUCUUCAGCCACGAGAUCCAGCCCCUGCGCCUCUUCCCCAGCCCUGGCCUCCCCGCCCGAACCAGCCCUGUGCGAGGCUCCAAGCGUGUUGUCAGUGCCACAGCAACUGAGGAGCCCAGGGAGGCCCCUGGCCGGCCACCUGACCCCACUGGGGCCCCUCUGCCUGGACCUGCAGGGGACCCGGUGAAGCCCCCAUCCCUGGAAGCGCCCUCCGCCCCACUGCUGAGCCGCUGCAUCUCCAUGCCUGUGGACAUCUCAGGCUUGCAGGGUGGCCCUCGCUCGGACUUCGACAUGGCAUAUGAACGCGGCCGGAUCUCUGUGUCUCUGCAAGAAGAGGCCUCAGGGGGGCCCCAGGCAGCCCCCGUGCGGACCCCCACUCAGGAGCUUCGGGAGCAGCCGGCAGGAGCCUGUGAGUACAGCUACUGUGAAGAUGAGUUGGCCACAGGUGGCUGCCCCUUCGGGCCUUACCAAGGUCGCCAAACCAGUAGCAUCUUUGAGGCAGGAAAGCGGGAGCUGGCCAAGUUGAUGCGGAUCGAGGACCCCUCCCUCCUGAACAGCCGAGUCUUGCUACAUCAUGCUAAAGCUGGCACCAUCAUUGCCCGCCAGGGGGACCAGGAUGUGAGCCUGCACUUCGUGCUCUGGGGCUGCCUGCAUGUGUACCAGCGCAUGAUUGACAAGGCGGAAGACGUGUGCCUCUUCGUGGCACAGCCCGGGGAGCUGGUUGGGCAGCUGGCUGUGCUCACCGGGGAGCCUCUCAUCUUCACAUUGCGAGCCCAGCGCGACUGCACCUUCCUGCGGAUCUCCAAGUGUGACUUCUAUGAGAUCAUGCGCGCACAACCCAGUGUGGUGCUGAGCGCCGCGCACACGGUGGCUGCCAGGAUGUCUUCCUUUGUGCGCCAGAUGGACUUUGCCAUCGACUGGACCGCGGUGGAGGCGGGACGGGCUCUGUACAGGCAGGGUGACCGCUCCGACUGCACCUACAUCGUGCUCAAUGGGCGGCUGCGCAGCGUCAUCCAGCGUGGCAGUGGCAAAAAGGAGCUGGUGGGCGAGUAUGGCCGCGGGGAUCUCAUUGGCGUGGUGGAAGCGCUGACACGGCAGCCACGCGCCACCACGGUGCACGCGGUGCGCGACACGGAGCUGGCCAAACUCCCAGAGGGCACCCUGGGCCACAUCAAACGACGAUAUCCGCAGGUCGUGACCCGCCUCAUUCAUUUGCUGAGCCAGAAAAUUUUGGGGAAUUUGCAGCAGCUGCAAGGACCCUUCCCAGCAGGCUCGGGACUAGGUGUCCCCCCUCACUCGGAACUCACCAACCCAGCCAGCAACCUGGCCACGGUGGCGGUCCUGCCUGUGUGUGCCGAGGUGCCCAUGGUGGCCUUCACACUUGAGCUGCAGCACGCUCUGCAAGCCAUCGGCCCCACACUCCUCCUCAACAGUGACAUCAUCCGGGCACGCCUGGGUGCCUCUGCACUGGACAGCAUCCAAGAGUUUCGGCUGUCGGGGUGGCUGGCCCAGCAGGAGGACACCCACCGCAUCGUGCUCUACCAGACAGACCCAUCCCUGACGCCCUGGACCCUGCGCUGCCUGCGCCAGGCGGACUGCAUUCUCAUGGUGGGCCUGGGCGACCAGGAGCCCACGCUUGGCCAGCUGGAGCAGAUGCUGGAAAAUACCGCGGUGCGCGCCCUCAAGCAGCUUGUCUUGCUGCACCGCGAGGAGGGUGCAGGCCCCACGCGCACUGUGGAGUGGCUCAACAUGCGCAGCUGGUGCUCAGGACACCUGCACCUGCGCUGUCCCCGCCGCCUCUUCUCGCGCCGCAGCCCAGCCAAGCUGCAUGAACUGUAUGAGAAGGUGUUCUCCAGGCGCGCAGACCGGCACAGCGAUUUCUCCCGCCUGGCGCGGGUGCUCACUGGCAACACCAUCGCUCUGGUACUAGGUGGAGGUGGGGCCAGGGGCUGCUCACACAUUGGGGUGCUGAAAGCAUUAGAGGAGGCAGGGGUCCCUGUCGACCUAGUGGGCGGUACCUCUAUUGGCUCCUUCAUUGGGGCCCUUUACGCGGAAGAGCGAAGCGCCAGCCGCACUAAACAGCGGGCCCGGGAGUGGGCCAAGAGCAUGACCUCGGUGCUGGAGCCUGUGCUGGACCUCACAUACCCCGUCACAUCCAUGUUCACGGGGUCAGCCUUCAACCGCAGCAUCCACCGUGUCUUCCAGGACAAGCAGAUUGAGGACUUGUGGCUGCCGUACUUCAAUGUGACUACAGACAUCACUGCCUCAGCCAUGCGUGUUCACAAAGAUGGCUGCGUGUGGCGCUACGUCCGGGCCAGCGCCUCCUACUGCCCCUACCUGCCCCCGCUGUGCGACCCCAAGGACGGGCACCUGCUGGUGGACGGGUGCUACGUCAACAACCUGCCAGCGGACAUCGCCCGUAGCAUGGGUGCCAAGACGGUCAUUGCCAUUGACGUGGGGAGCCAGGACGAGACAGACCUCAGCACUUACGGAGACAGCCUGUCUGGCUGGUGGCUGCUGUGGAAGCGGCUAAACCCCUGGGCCGACAAGAUCAAGGUUCCAGACAUGGCCGAGAUCCAGUCGCGCCUGGCCUACGUGUCCUGCGUACGGCAGCUAGAGAUCGUCAAGUCCAGCUCCUACUGCGAGUACCUGCGCCCCCCCAUUGACUGCUUCAAGACCAUGGACUUUGGGAAGUUUGACCAGAUCUAUGAUGUUGGCUACCAGUACGGGAAGGCUGUGUUUGGGGGCUGGAGCCGGGGCGAUGUCAUUGAGAAGAUGCUCACGGACCGGAGGUCUGCGGACCUCAUCGAGAGCCGCCGCGCCGACGUCCUGGCCUUCCCCAGCUCUGGCUUCACGGACUUGGCGGAGAUUGUGUCCCGGAUCGAGCCUCCCACCAGCUACGUUUCUGAUGGCUGUGCAGAUGGGGAGGAGUCAGACUGCCUGACCGAGUAUGAGGAGGACGCGGGCCCAGACUGCUCCCGGGACGAAGGGGGCUCGCCCGAGGGCGCCAGCCCCAGCACCGCCUCAGAGAUGGAGGAGGAAAAGUCGGUUCUCAGGCACCGGCACUGUCUGCCACAGGACCCUCCCGGCGCGGCUGCGGAGGCCUGAGGACCUGCAGGGGGGCCCCCAGAGCUGGCUCCCCCUCUACUCGCUGCUAUGCCCGCGACCUCCCGGGCCCACACACUGGACUGUGCACUGAUGACCCUGGAAAGCCCCUCCCAAUAAACCUCCCCCCUGGA